Messenger RNA from Cyprinodon tularosa, 3705 nucleotides. RefSeq lists its product as uncharacterized. Gene Ontology annotation, biological process: septin ring organization; mitotic cytokinesis; actomyosin contractile ring assembly. NCBI's taxonomy places the organism in Eukaryota, Metazoa, Chordata, Actinopteri, Cyprinodontiformes, Cyprinodontidae. Gene Ontology annotation, cellular component: actomyosin contractile ring. The coding region runs from base 136 to 2673 and encodes 845 amino acids. The record is from RefSeq and is a predicted model, not a curated record. The transcript has 24 exons.
AGAGGACCCGCUGAAAUUCAAAGUAGAGGAGGAUACGGAAACACCUUGAUAACAAGGAGGGUAUUUUUCUCUUCUAAACAACUGACUUUUGGGCUAAACCGAACCGAAGUUUUUAAUACAACUUCUGAGAUCAAUAUGGAGGCAGCGGAGGAAAAUGGUAUUAAUGUUACCCUAAAGAGGCAGAGAGAACCUCUGUCAGACACCGAAGACAACAUCCUCCCUGUAGCAGAUGUCCUGAAGCGGCGGCGUCUGGAAGCAGCCGGUGAGGAGAACCGGAGCCCGCAGCCGUGCUCUUCUAGGCAUUUGGCUGAGUUCAAGACAAAACCGGACACCCCGAUAAUCCCGUCAGUCCAGUCCCGACUCCAGCUGCUCACUCAGAGAAAAGACGGAGCUCUUGCAGCCCGGCGCAUUCUCUCAGAUCCGGGAACUGAAGGCCCAGCGGUUCCUAUUAAGGGCAGCAGAGAGCAUCUUCUCGGUGAGGAAGAAUUUCAUCAGCGGCUGGAGCGCUUUAAGGCGCCGGCCUCUCAGGCUAACACCCCCCAAACGCAGAGCCCUGCCAGCACCUGCUCACGGACCCGCUCCGACUUUGUGUCAAACAUUCAGCAGAAACUGCAGUGCUCAACGACACCCAGCUCCAAGCAGGUGUCCAUCAUACGGCAGGAACGGGAACUGGAGUUAAACCAGUUGCCUUUCCAGCCAAUCAGUGAGAAUGCCUGGCUGAAAAGGUGCAGCUCCGAUUCCUUAAUAACUCAGGUUCCUGGAGAAACUGAAAUGAAAGACGGGAGUUUCACUGAACUUUUGACAUCUGCUGCUAAGAAACCUUCUGGGGACAUGAUGGGUGAAGGAGCACCCUCUGCAGAACCCAGACUCACCCACGAAGGGCAGAAGGAGAGCAUUUCUCUUGAUGCAGGGUCGGGCUCUCAUGAUGACACCAACACAGCUGAAACCAUUGAGAAGAUGUUUGCAGAGGUGCUGGAAUAUGCAGAAAAGGUGGAGGACAACAGGCUAGUUGAGGAAGACGGAGAGGGUCAUGAUAGCGGCAUCUCUGCUUGUUCUGGAGAAAAGGGGGGCGUGGAGAAGAGCAGAAGAGAGGAAGAGCCCAAAGAAGAGGAAUCUGAUGAAAACGACGGAGAUGAGCUUCUUACUUUUCCUAAAGGUGGCAUCCUCUCUCCUCUCAGCAAGUCUGUUGAAGCUGUGGUUACCCCACUGCGACUAUCAGCAGCCCAGGAGUCUAAUCCUCCUGUGUCUCUGACCCCAGAGGAAACCAGCAACCCCCCUCCUGAAACGUUUCCCCUCUACAGCAUCGAUGCGUACCGCACACAAAGGCAAAACAAGCUGCCCACCAUUCAGAGCGUGACGCCUGCCGUCCAAAGACGAACUCCAGAGACGCCAAACCCUGAAGCCCCUGUCGUCACCAAGGAGAGAAUAACGGCUUUGAAUGAAGAAGCUGGAAAACUGCAGACUGUGAUCAACCAGACGCUGCAAGCUCUGAGCUGCUGCACCGACGAGGAGCACGGGCGAGGCUCGCUGGAGGAGGCUGAAGCCGAGAAACUUCUGCUUGUUUCCUGUGAGAAGCACUCUGCUCUGUUGGCUGAAGUGGUCAGACUGAGGGAAGAGAGGAACCUGCAGUCUGGAGAGCUUCCAAAGGACACGGAUUAUGUUUCCCAGCAGCCCUGCAGAGGAACAGUCACUAUCACCAACAUCCAGCUGCCUCUGAAAGUGGAAUAUGUCUGUUCAUCACACAGCCGUGCAGGGCGACCGAGCCACUACUUCUUUGUCCUGAUUCGCUACGGGCCCUGCAACAUCAUCGCCACGCCGCUGGCCACCGCUGCUGAUGCUCGAAAUGGAGACACCAUCUCCUUCCCAACUGCAGUCAAACUACAGGAUAUUCGCUCGUCUUUUGAGAUUGAUGUGGAAGUCUACAGCCUGUGUUCUACAUCAGGAGCCAGCUGCAGCACGGACCGGACCAACACAAAGUCCCGUGUCACACCCAGGAAGCUUCUGAAUACCAUCACAAAGUCCAGCAACACAUACAACUGUGCGGCUCCCUCUGCUCUCAACACUCGCCGCUCCAGUAACUUCUCUCUGGUUGGUUCCCACAAAAUCACCUUGGCUUCACUGGGAUGCAGCAAAUUCCCCCUUGAUAAGAUGAAACUUGAUGGCAAAAUCAGGAAGCUGCUGGGAGAUGAAUUUCAGGAAAAGGUGCCGUUUCUUUCUCCACUAGAGGGCCACAUCUACCUGAAACUGGAAAGCAAGGGCCACUCUGAUGUCCGGCACCAAGGCUUCCUGACUAUGUUUGAGUUGAUCAGUGGAUUUGGAGUUUGGAAUCGACGAUAUUUUGUUCUGGAGGAAUGCAACAUGUACUGGUGGAACAACCCGAAUGACAGAGAGACCAAGGAAGCAGAAGGCAGCAUCUUUCUGUCCAGGUCUCCCAAUCAGUGCGUCAGGCCUGUUAAGAGGGAUUCAUGUGCUCGACCUUUCACCUUUGAGCUGGUGAACACCUCACAGCAGGACGACCAGAAGCAGGAAGCUCUGUCCAAGUGUUGGUUCUCUGCCGAUACCAAGCAGGAGAGGUUGGACUGGAUGGAGAAGCUCAACCAAGCCCUGCUGGACUUCCACACCUGGAACUCACCCGAGAGGGUAAACGAGGCGGUGAGGGAAAGCAUCCUGUAACCGAAUGGAGAUCCAUUAUGGCGUCCUGGGGUGGGCUCUAAGGUGUCGGCUUGACUCUGAGUCAUCAGGAGACUAAGCUCUGAUUCACUUUAUUGAUUUAUCAAUGGGAGAUUUAUCCAGUUUAUUUUUCUGUUUUCCUUAAACCUGAAUCCAAUCUGUUAUUGUUGGUUUUCAGUUUUAUCUGCAAACUCUGUUGCCAUUUGAAUAUUUUUAGUGUUAUGUUAUUUUUUUUUAACUCUGGUUUUAUUUUCUUGAAGAUUUCUUUGUUUUUGUUUUCUUCAUUGGCAAUCAGCUGCUUUGUGGGUAAUAAUCAGUCACUUUAAUCUGAAAGGGGUUUUUCUUAUUUUUUCUAUCGGUAUACAUGUAUGGAUUCAGAUUCUGUUUUUAUUGUUUAAGGUUGAAGGAUAAAUAAUUCUAAUUAAUACACUAAUGCUAAACAAAUGUUUGACUCGUCUUUGGGAAGAACAGAAACACUACAAAUAAAACAAAUCAGAAGCAAUUCUUAAAGACGAUUCGUAUUUGUUGUAGAUUUUUUUUAUGUUUGUUUUUUUUUUUGUUUCACUGAGGACCCAGUUUAUCAGUUGAAAGGGAAAAUUGACAAAUUAUGUUCUGCUUUCAGCAGUUUUGGACACAAAAAAGCUUAUCUUUGCUUAUUUGUCUUAUGUAGAAGAGAAAUUAUGACGCAGUUUUAUUCACUUUAAUUUGUAGAAGAAGAGGUUGGUGCUCAGACAUCACACUUGUCGCUUAUUUUCAUAACCGUAUACUCUAAAAUAUAAAUCAGAGAAAUAUAUUUUUAGCUGGGUUUUUUUUUUCCGGAAUAUGAACUUUUUUUCUUUUACUGCUGACAUCAUGUCAGAUUGUUCUCAGAACCCUGACAAGGUCGUCUUUAUUGCACAUUUAUGAUUCAUUUAGUUACUAAGUAAAACGUAAAUAGAUUAUAUUUUCUGUCCCCUGUAACUUCUUCUGGUUUCUUGUAUGUGCUUAUUCUCAAUGUAUAGACUUGAGUAUCAAUAAAAUUUAGAAAAUUAAAAA